Molecule: messenger RNA, 843 nt
Organism: Encephalitozoon intestinalis ATCC 50506
Lineage: Eukaryota; Fungi; Microsporidia; Unikaryonidae
Exons: 1
Coding region: 1-843 (280 amino acids)
Source: RefSeq, a predicted model, not a curated record
AUGCCUAGGCUUGGGAGGAUUCUAAUGUAUGCACUUAUUUUCAUCUUUAGAUCUUAUGACGUCCCAUCGCUCUGUUACAACUACUAUGACCCAGAAUCAUGCUACCAGCAGGAGUUUCUAAAGCCUUCUCCCAUCCCAACGGUAUAUCAAGUAGUACCAAGGAAGUAUUUUGUUUACGUUUCAGGAGUAUGUGACUUUAUAGUCUCAAGGCUGAUAAAUUCGGAAAAGUACUUCAUAUACUCUUCCCUUCUUCCAGCAGAUGCAAUAUCAAUGGAAAACCUUCUUCUUGUGAUGUUGGAGAAGGGCUAUAGAGAUAUUGCAGGCUUCUUCCUGGCGAAUCUAAGUAUAUUCUAUGUCCCUAUUCUUACCGCCUCGAACCUGUAUGUCUUGUCUUAUCUCUAUCCGGCAUACAAAAAGGAUUACGAAAAUGCACACAAGCCUUCAUUAAGUAUCACCUGGUUUUUCCAUCUGAACAUUUUUUCACAGUACAGUAGGUAUUUCUAUGAUAUGUUCUAUGUCCUGAUGAUUUAUCUCUUCAGCAUUGUUCCUGAAGAACAGAAGAUGGAGAUUAUUUUACUAUUCAAGCCAUCUAACUACAAGAGUUAUCUCUUGUACAUGGCAGAAUCCCCAUUGUUCCACUUUUACACACUCAUUUUCGUUCUGGAAAAUUAUGUACAACUCCUGUUCAGGAUCUAUGGCAUAGGGAACCCCAACUUCCUCAAUUGGUCGUACCUUGCAUUCACAUGUUUAUUUAUCUUUGAAAGGAGAUGGAUAAUGUUAAUGAAAGAGCCUUACAAAAAUAAGGACCAGGAAAAGGCUUCUGGUUGUUCCCACCAGCUCUAG